UUUCUUGAGUUUGUUGGCCUGCUGGUGUGGCUGUGGCUGUGGCUGUGGCGUCACGCAAGCCUACCAAAAAGCAAAGCUUGGGGAUUUCAUCCACCUCUUCUUCUUCUUCUGAACCUUGCUCCUCCGAGCGAGCGAGCGAGCUCUCGCUGUCAGAGAAGCAAUCGAUCAAGGAGCCUUCUUACUCGUCGUCUCGGUUGGACCGGGAUCUGAUCUCAACAAGUUUCCGAGUUAGGUUAAUUCUUCCUCCACCUGCUCCUAGACGACAGACAAUUCGAGAUCGGUCCAUCCAUUUUGCGCGCGGUGGUGAUCGAUAGACAGGACAGAACCCAUGAUGAAUGUGCUCUCCAGCGGCCACCCCCAGAACCACCUGCGCGUAAUCCAUCACCACCAACACGACAUUUUAUCAUGUCCACGGCGGAGCAGCUCAGGCCAGCUCGCAGUCAACCCUCAUCCUAGCAUCACGCGGAGGCCUUCUUCCAGCUCCUUCCGCCGAGGCGCCGUCAGAGCCGUCAGAGCCGUCGCCGACGGCGGCGAAUCCAGCAGCGGCAAAGACGACGACGACGACGACCAAGAAGAAGAAGAGAAGCGAAGAAACGGCGACGACAACGAGUUGCAGGGCACGUCGUCGUCGUCGUCGUCGAGGCGGAACAGGGAGGACCUGGAGCGGCUGGUGGGCGUCCCCGACGACGACGGCUUCAGCGGGCUCGACCUGGCCACGCUCAUCCGGAAGCGCUACGGCCGGAGCUACGACGUGACGCUCAUCCGGAAGGAGUUCAUGGGGCGGAACCUGCUGGCGAUGAACGUGAUGUGGAAGUACCGGGAGCAGCGGUCCUUCCCGCUGACGGAGGAGGAGUACCUGCUCCGGCUGGACGACGUGGCCAACACGCUCCGCUCAUGGGGCGCCGUCGCCCACGUCCGCAACUCGCUCGAGACCACCAAGGACCGCCCACGCAUCGGCAAGGCCGUCAGCAUCUUCAUCGACGUCGACUCCGCCGGCGGCGGCAAGCGCUCCGACGAGUGGAUCUACAAGUAGCUACCGUAGUGAUCGAACGAACCCGCACACACUCUACUUCAUCAUCCUCUUAAUUCCUGCUUAAGUGCUUAGGGGGGGGGGGGGGGGGGGGAGCAUUUGGACUCAAUCAUCCAACGAGUGAAGGAUAUGGAAUAUGGAAUCGGAAUGAUGCUAAUUAAUGUCAGAUAUGGAAUAUGGAAUCGGAAUGGAUGAUGGUUCUAUA
Molecule: messenger RNA, 1235 nt
Organism: Hordeum vulgare subsp. vulgare (domesticated barley)
Lineage: Eukaryota; Viridiplantae; Streptophyta; Magnoliopsida; Poales; Poaceae
Exons: 4
Coding region: 329-1033 (234 amino acids)
Source: RefSeq, a predicted model, not a curated record